Molecule: messenger RNA, 1509 nt
Organism: Sabethes cyaneus
Lineage: Eukaryota; Metazoa; Arthropoda; Insecta; Diptera; Culicidae
Exons: 1
Coding region: 1-1509 (502 amino acids)
Source: RefSeq, a predicted model, not a curated record
AUGUGGCGUGUGAAUAAGUUUGGUUUUAUCCUCGUUCAGGUUGCAACAGUAUUGCUUGUGAUGGCGCUCGCCACUGCUAUGGCUGCUCCUCAGGAUCGAUGGCAAGCGCGGUCCGAUUGGAAUCUAGGUAGGGCACUGAAUUCCCGUUCGAGAUUGAAUCAAGUGCCGCGUCGUUUCGAAGCAGUUGUAGCAGCUGCAGCAGCGGAGCGAGAACAACAGCGUCGAGAACAAGAAGAGGGAGCUGUGGGAGAACAAGGAUUGGAUGAAUUGGCUGAACAGGGAGAAGUAGAAGAAAUUCUGGGUGGUGAGCAGGAAGAGAAUGGGCAAGGUGAAGAAGGUGAAGAGGGUCAAGAAGGUGGACAAGGUGGACAAGGUGAAGGUCAGCAGGAUGAAGGGCAGGAAAAUGGAGAAGAAGGCGGACUGCAGGAAGGCGGAGAGCAGGAAGGUGGAGAGCAGGAAGGUGGAGAACAGGAACAACAAAAUGGUCGUCAGCAAGGUGCAGCGCAACGUGGUCGACAAGGAGAACAGCAAGGACAGCAACAAGGGCAGCGACAGGGACAGCAACAAGGUCAGCGACAGGGACAACAACAAGGACAGCGACAGGGACAACAACAACAAGGACAGCGACAGGGACAGCAAGGACAGCGACAGGGUCAACUAGGACAGCGACAGGGACAACAGGGACAGCGACAGGGACAACAGGGGCAGCGACAGGGACAACAACAAGGCCAACAAGAGGGCCAACAACGAGGACAACAGCAAGGGCAACAACGAGGCCAACAACAAGGGCAACAGCGAGGCAAUGGUGAACAGAAUCAAAGAGGGGGUGAACAGGGGGCCGCUAAUGAACGUGGUGAAGGACAAGCCGGCCAGCGCGGUCAAGGUCAACGAGGUAACAAUCAAGGCAGACAAGGAGGCAACAAUGGUCAACGAGAAGGGGGCCAACAAGCUCAACGUGCUCAAGGUGGACAGCGCCAGGGUCAAGCCAAUCAACGCGGACAGGAACAACUUGGAGGUCAGAAUAAUCAACGGGGUCGUCAACAGGAGGGAUUGGCACAACAAAAUGGUCAACGAGGUAGACAACAGCAAAAUGAGCGCGAAGGAGAACAACAAAACGAAGGAGGCCAGGGCCAGCAGGGUGAAAAUGGUCUACAGGAGGGGAAUUUACUAGGGGGCGCAGAAGGUAAUCAACAAGGCAACGGGGAGCAAGGGGGCGAAGGAAUAGUUUUGCCCAAUUAUGAAUUUACGUAUGGAGUGUACGAUCCUAAGACCGGAGAUCAUAAGGAUCAAUGGGAAAAACGAGUUGGUGAUCAUGUAAGAGGUGUUUACGCUUUAGAUCAGCCAAACGGAAAGAAACGGGUAGUUGAGUAUGAGGGGGAUAAAAAGCGAGGAAUCGAGGUUAUUGUGACAGAAAUCAAACAGAAGAAAAAGGGAGGCAAGGAUGAACGCCGACAGAAGUUAAAUGGGAUAGCUCAUAGCUACAUUGCAGUGAAGAAAAUCGUUCCUUAA